AUGUUAGAUAUAUCCAGAACAAGACUUACUCCGUGCAAAAUUCGAGCUCUUGAAAGAGACAAAUAUGAAUUCACAAUCAAGAGACAAGAAGUUCUCCAAACGCUAGAAAAUCUACAAACGGAAUCACAAAAAGUUUUGGAUAUCAUAGAAAACCCGGAAGUUAUUGCGGCGCUUCGACAAGAUAAAUUGCAGAAUUUGCAUUUUCUUAAAGAAAAGUAUGGGCUUACGGAGGACAUGGUCAACACACUCUACCAUUCUGGGCAAUUCCAAUAUAAUUGUGGGAAUUAUGGAGGUGCAGCAGAUAUGUUGUAUCAUUAUCGUGUGUUGUCAACAGAUCAUGAACAGAAUCUCUCGGCGUUAUGGGGAAAACUAGCGUCCGAGAUUCUCGCCAUUGAUUGGGACAAUGCGUUAGAAGAGCUUCAAAAAUUACGGGAAACUAUAGAUCAAAAGAACUUUGCGUCAGCGCUCCAUCAGCUGCAGCAACGCGCCUGGUUCAUUCACUGGUCGAUAUUUGUAUUUUUCAACCACCCCAAAGGCCGGGAUGGCAUCAUCGACGUAUUCUUCCAACCGCAGUAUAUCAACACCAUCCAAACCUCGUGUCCGUGGAUCCUUCGAUACCUUACAACCGCCGUCGUAACAAACAAACGGCGUAAGAACAUCCUCAAAGAUCUCGUGAAAAUAAUACAACAAGAGAGUUACGAGUACCGAGAUCCGAUCACCGAGUUUAUCGAAUGUUUGUACGUGAAUUUUGAUUUUGAGGGCGCGCAGCACAAGUUGAAGGAGUGCGAACAGAACACGGUCAUCAUGAACCAAAAUCACACCUCAAUCUAUCAACAAGCAAUAGAACGCACCAAAGGUUUAUCAUUCCGUUCGCAAGUGUUAGCAUCUACCAUUGAAAAACGUGAAUCACAUAAUCAGAAUCCAAAUGCAAUUGAAUAA
This is a messenger RNA of Ambispora gerdemannii, 939 nucleotides long. NCBI's taxonomy places the organism in Eukaryota, Fungi, Glomeromycota, Glomeromycetes, Archaeosporales, Ambisporaceae. The record is from the annotation of a GenBank genome assembly.